AUGCAGAUCUUCGUGAAAACCCUAACUGGUAAAACCAUCACUCUCGAGGUAGAGAGCAGCGACACGAUCGACAAUGUCAAAGCUAAGAUCCAAGACAAGGAAGGUAUUCCUCCGGAUCAGCAGAGGUUGAUCUUCGCCGGAAAACAGCUUGAAGAUGGCCGUACCUUGGCUGACUACAAUAUUCAGAAAGAAUCGACACUUCACCUUGUCCUGAGGCUUAGGGGAGGUAUCAUUGAACCUUCUUUGAUGGCAUUGGCUCGCAAGUAUAACCAAGACAAGAUGAUUUGCCGCAAGUGCUAUGCUCGUCUCCACCCGAGGGCAGUGAAUUGUAGAAAGAAGAAGUGUGGUCACAGCAACCAGUUGAGGCCGAAGAAGAAGAUCAAGUAA
Molecule: messenger RNA, 387 nt
Organism: Arabis nemorensis
Lineage: Eukaryota; Viridiplantae; Streptophyta; Magnoliopsida; Brassicales; Brassicaceae
Source: the annotation of a GenBank genome assembly